AUGUCAGUGGGCCUGCAGGGAGACGGCUCCUUGCAGGUGGAGAUCUCUGAUGCCGUCAGCGAGCAGAGCGGGACAAGGGGUGUGGUUCCGGUGGCUGCCGAAGGAAGCUUCAGGAGCCCGAGCAGCCUGGCUCACCUGCAUGAGGAGUUCAUCUGGCUGCACGAUGCCUACGAGGGAGGUGUAUGCAGGCCUCCCCAUCCCCCCAGCCCCUCCACAGUCAGACUCUUUGAGGCUUCAAAGGAAAAACUGCAGAAGCUGGAUGAGGAAGACCGCUCAAUCACACGGCAAGAGUUUGCCAAAAUGAAGCAGGAGCUUGAAGCAAGCCCCAGCCCAAUCUCACCUGAGAGGCCCAGGGUUUCCCUCCUGACUACCCUCUGUGAAUGUUUAGGGACCCUGCUCCUUACUCUGGGGCUGGCAGAGGGGAAGGGGCAGGAUGAUGGGAGCCAGCAAGGGAGCUGUGAGCUGCCUGCUGUCCUCCGUGGGGAAUACCUGGCUAUCUUCAAGAAGACAGUUACGAUCCAUGAAGUUCUGCAGCAACUGGCAGCUCACCCCACCUUGUGUCGAGACCACAACUUCUUUGUCUUUUUGGAAUAUAGCCAGGAUCUGACUGUCCGAGGAAAGAACAGGAAGGAGCACCUUGGGUUUCUGAGGAAUAUCAUGAAGUCUGCAGAUGAAGCCCUCAUCACUGGGAUGUCAGGGCUCAAGGAGGUGGAUGAUUUCUUUGAGCAUGAGAGGACCUUCCUGCUGGAGUACCACGCCUGCAUCCAGGACACCUAUCUGCGGGCAGACCAAGUUAUGCACUCAUGAGUGUAUGCAGAACUCCAGGGGCCCUGGAUUCCCUACCUUCUCUACCCAGUGGCAUACUCCCCAGAGAGGAAAUUUCCUGUGUCUGCCCGUGGCCACAGACACCCGUGGUGGGGCUUGAGAGGUGGGACACCCGUGGUGGGGCUUGACAGGUGGGCCAAGGGGCUCUGAUGGGAGGCUCUAUCCCAGCAAGCCUGGCAGAUGAUUACAUGCCUAUUUCAGCUGCACUGAGCAGUCUGGGAUCACAGGAAGUCAAACCAGCUAAAGACGUGGAUUCCCUCUGGCCCCUCUCCCCCCUUUCUAUGCCUGUAAUACUGUGUCUGUCCAUGAGGGGUCACUGUGUGGAAGUCUACUAUCAGCUCUAGCGGGGGUGCAGAAGCUCCUGUUUGGCUUUGAUAGAGAAAGAGAUUUCCCCUAAGGGCAGGGAGACUUUAAGCACCUGCUAAGACCCCUGCCCUAACUCCUCCCCACUGCCUAGGAGCUUCUUCAAAUUGGCAGAGCUCUUUGAACAUUAAGGGUGAGUACUGCCUUCUGUGUUGAAAGGUGAUCAUGAUUCUUUGCACAGAAGAGUGUCCUGGGCUGGGGGAAGGCUCCAGGAUCGUUUUGGGAUCUUUCAGUGAUAACUUGGGCCCGAUGAAGCCCUGGGCUCACUCUCCACACUAGUUUAGUGUGAGUGAAGUCAGGGAUCCAGCCUCAAGUGUGUGUGCAUGUGGUGAUGGGGGAGGAGGUGGGAAGUGGGUUUGGCAAGGCCUUUACCAGGAUGUGCCACGUGCCUUUGGCACUGUGCUGUGCUGCCAACAUUCUGUCCCAGACACACUUCCUGAACUCUUCGCCAAGAAAGUCACUGGAGUGUGCCAAUCUUUCUAAAAUGUCCGUUGCUCCUCAUCUCUUCCCUGCUCAGGGCCCUUCGGUGACCCUGUCCCUUCCAGGAACUGCCCAAGACACAAAGCCCAGAGUUCCUAGCUUGCAUUUUAAGCCUGGUAUGCUCUGGCCACUGCCACCCAACUGCCCUACUGAACUUAGAGUUCCCUAAAAUCAUACCUGGCUUGCACACCUGCAAAGCCUUUGCCUAUUGUCUAACCCCUACUCAACCCCUGAGAUCUAGGUCUGAGGCCAACUGCUUUGUGAAGCCUUCACUGGCCUGCUCCCGUGAACAUGAGUGCUUGACAUAGAGUGGAUAUCAGGUGACCCUGCUGGGUAUUUAGAGGACAGCAGCACCCCUGUCCUUAGCAGCCCCUCUGCCAGCUCCGUCCCCAGCUUCCACCUUCUUGCUUCAGGAGUUGGAGGGCCAAGUGGCCUCUAACGAGGACCUGAAGCUGUCAGACAUGCUGAGAUACUACGUGCGAGACUCCCAGGCAGCCAAGGCGAGAGGUGGGCCCAGAGCAAACCUCCGGGCUGGAGGCCAGGGGGCUGAGCCACCCGGG
Molecule: messenger RNA, 2228 nt
Organism: Odocoileus virginianus texanus
Lineage: Eukaryota; Metazoa; Chordata; Mammalia; Artiodactyla; Cervidae
Source: RefSeq, a predicted model, not a curated record